UAUAAGAAUAACAAACCCCAGAAACAAACUUUUAGUUGCAUGCAUGUUUUAUUAGAGUUCACUUGCUAAUAUCAAUGUCUUGCUAUUUUGAGCUUAAUUAUUUGAGGGUGCUAGUGUUAUAAUCACAGGAGGAAUGAAAGAUCACAAGAUAACAAGCAGUUGUGAUAUCCUUCCUUCAUGGAAGAUGGUGAAAAAAACUUUGUUGCUUCAUCAUUAUGGGCUGAGAAGUGAUUCUUCAAAGUAUAAUUAUUAUUCUUGUAGGGGAAUCUAUGUUGGAAAAAAGCACCUGUGGCUACAAAAGCACAUCAAGACCAUUGUUGUUGUUCUUGGAUUGUUGGGUUGUCUCUUCCUCAUUGAUUCCUUUUACAUCUCUUUCUUUGAGUUUGAAAAUCCUCAACCCACUACAUCAUCAAAUAAUUCAAGUGCGUUUCUUCAGGUUAAAGAUUCCAACAUCCACGUGAAGCAAUCGCCAAUUCAAAUGUAUGAUCGGCUUCUAAACAUGGCUGGCAGUGCUCUUACUGAGAAAGAGUUCAAGCAAGAGCCAUCCAAUUUAUGGGCUGAACCAUAUCAGCAGGCAUCUUUAUGGAAACCAUGUGCAGAUAAAAAUGUUAAACAUAAUCCAGGGAACAUUGUGAAAAGUAAUGGCUACAUAUCAGUAAGUGCAAAUGGUGGCCUUAAUCAACAACGAGUUGCUAUUUGCAAUGCUGUUGCUGUGGCAUCACUCCUUAAUGCGACUCUAGUCAUGCCAAAGUUUCUCUAUAGCAAUGUAUGGAAGGAUCCAAGCCAGUUUGGUGACAUAUACCAGGAAGACUAUUUUAUGAAUAUUCUGAAGGAUGAUAUCAGAAUAGUAAAGGAACUUCCACCUAAUAUGAAAUCAAAAGAUUCAAAUGCUGUUGGUAGCCAGAUUACAGAUGCAGAUCUUCCAAAAGAGGCUACUUCUGCUGACUAUAUCAAAAUUGUCCUUCCUAUUCUAUUAAAAAAUGGAUUUGUUCACUUCCUAGGAUAUGGAAACAGACUUGGUUUUGAUCCACUGCCUUUUGAUAUUCAGAGGUUAAGAUGCAAAUGCAAUUUUCAUGCUUUGAAAUUUGCACAAAAAAUUCAGCAAGCUGGGUCACUAUUAAUCAAAAGGAUUAGAAAAUAUAGUACUCCACCAAGUAUGCUAGACACUCAGUUGCUGGGGAAGUUCAUUGAGAAGAAGGAGAGCCAUGAAUAUGCUAGAGGCACAACCAAAUACCUUGCUUUGCACUUGAGAUUUGAAAUAGAUAUGGUAGCCUAUUCACUUUGUGAAUUUGGAGGUGGUGAAAAUGAGAGAAAAGAACUUCAAGCUUACAGAGAAAGCCAUUUUCCUCUGCUCCUUCAGCGCUUGAAGAAUUCGACCUUUAUUUCCGCGGCGGAUUUGAGAAAAUUGGGAAGAUGUCCAUUGACCCCAGAAGAAGCAGGUCUUGUUCUAGCAGGUCUUGGUUUCAAACGUAGUACAUACAUUUAUUUGGCUAGUUCACAGAUUUAUGGAGGAACAUCAAGAAUGGAUCCAUUCACUAGACUUUAUCCCAAUGUGAUCACAAAAGAGAAUCUGCUCACACCUACUGAACUAGCACCUUUUAAAAAAUUUUCUUCUCAGCUGGCUGCAUUGGAUUUCAUUGCAUGUGCAAGUGCUGAUGUGUUUGCUAUGACCGACUCUGGUAGCCAACUUUCAUCAUUGGUGUCUGGACUAAGAACCUACUAUGGCAGCGGCCACGCUCCUACAUUGCGGCCAAACAAGAAGAGGUUAUCGUCAAUUUUAUCUGAGAAUGGGACCAUAGGAUGGAAUAAUUUUAAAGAUAGAAUAAAGAAGAUGAUCCAAGAAGCUCAGAAGCUUGGAACAAAGGGUUAUGGCAAAAGCAUUUAUAGACAUCCUAGGUGCCAAGAGUGUAUGUGUAAACUCCACUAGUAAAUUUGUGUUCGCCCUUCACAUAUUCUUUCAAGGUUCACCUGAAUCAAUCUUAAUUAGAUUAAUAAUAGUUUAGUACGAUUGUCAUGUGUUAAAAGUCAU
Arachis duranensis is the source of this 2029-nucleotide messenger RNA. RefSeq names its product O-fucosyltransferase 8-like. The record is from RefSeq and is a predicted model, not a curated record. Bases 134 to 1927 code for a protein of 597 amino acids. Lineage: Eukaryota; Viridiplantae; Streptophyta; Magnoliopsida; Fabales; Fabaceae. The transcript is spliced from 10 exons.